CAUGGUGAACUCCCCCUCUGACUGACUGAGGAUGGUCAUGUUGACUCGCCUGCAACACGGGCAGUAACGUGCCUUCGGUGAAGAGCAGUAAACAAUCCACAAUAGCAUGAAGAAUACGAAUCGUCCCGAGUCUGUCUUCAGGAAUAAUCUGCUGUUUGAAGCUUCGGUGUCAUUUAUUGCAAGGCUUUGCGGUUCAUGUGCAUUUAAACACACGGACUGACUGGAUGCACUGAUGACUGAGGGCACUUGAUGGCACACAAAACGACGAGUUAACGUUACUUCGAGUCGUUUUGACCUGUGAUCAGCUGAACAGUGAUGCUCUUUAAGUGACACCGCUGCUGUUACUCUGCAAACAUAAAUUCAGAUCAGCCUGACGUCUCUGCAUCGGAACUAAUAAGCUUGGCUGUCAGAGAUGGACGGCAUCGGGAACACCAUGCAGAAGAAGGCUGCUGAGUUGGAGCGCAUGGCCGAAGUCCUCGUUACAGGAGAACAGUUACGCCUACGGCUCCAUGAGGCUAAGGUGAUCAAAGACAGGAGGCAUCAUCUCCGCACCUACCCAAACUGCUUUGUGGCCAAGGAGAUCAUUGAUUGGCUAAUUGAGCACAAAGAAGCAUCUGACAGAGAUACUGCCAUCAAGAUCAUGCAGAAACUUCUUGACCAGAGCAUCCUUCACCAUGUUUGUGAUGAGCACAAGGAGUUCAAAGAUAUGAAGCUGUUCUACCGUUUCAGGAAGGACGACGGAACCUUUCCAUUGGACAGCGAAGCCAAAGUUUUUAUGAGAGGCCAACGGAUAUAUGAGAAGUUGAUGAACACUGAAAACACCCUGCUGCAGACGCGUGAAGAGGAGGGUGUGACGUAUGAGCGGACGCUGGUGGCCUUAGAGUUUAUAGACUGGCUCCUGCAGGAAGGUGAAAUGCCCACCAGAGAGGAGGCCGAGCAGUUGGGACGCAGACUGCUGGAGCACGGCAUCAUUCAGCAUGUUUCUAACAAGCACCAUUUUGUGGAUGGCGGACUGCUUUACCAAUUCAGGAUGAAUUUCCGGCGGCGGCGGCGACUGAUAGAGCUUUUGAACGAGCGUUGUCGCAGCAUACCGGAGAACCAUGACAGCCCUUUCUGUCUGCGCAAACAGGGCUCUGAGGGGGGAAACACCAGCUUCCUUUCAGUGAGCCCCACUAAAGAGAUAAAGUUGGUGUCGGCUGUACGGAGGAGCAGUAUGAGCAGUAGUUGUGGCAGCAGCGGUUACUAUAGUAGCAGCCCCACACUCAGCAGCAGCCCCCCUGUGCUCUGCAACCCAAAGUCUGUGCUGAAGAGACAAGUGAGCCCAGAGGAACUUCAGGCUCCUGGUGGACCUUACAUAAAGAAGACAUUCACAAUUGUGGGAGACGCAGUGGGCUGGGGAUUCGUGGUGAGAGGAACUAAACCCUGCCACAUCCAGGCAGUGGACCCUGGCGGACCCGCUGCAGCAGUGGGAAUGAAGGUACAGUAGUCAUCCUGCAAAAGGAAAUUUAUUGUAGUGAGAAAACAUUAUGUCCAUAUUUUAUUCUAUUCUGUCCCAUUUUACAGGGAUGCAGACUAAAAAGCCAAUAUUUAUUUUUAAGUU
This is a messenger RNA of Sinocyclocheilus grahami, 1600 nucleotides long. Its product is annotated as DEP domain-containing mTOR-interacting protein-like. Gene Ontology annotation, biological process: positive regulation of GTPase activity; G protein-coupled receptor signaling pathway; intracellular signal transduction. NCBI's taxonomy places the organism in Eukaryota, Metazoa, Chordata, Actinopteri, Cypriniformes, Cyprinidae. Gene Ontology annotation, cellular component: plasma membrane. Gene Ontology annotation, molecular function: guanyl-nucleotide exchange factor activity; GTPase activator activity; protein binding. Bases 413 to 1486 code for a protein of 357 amino acids. The record is from RefSeq and is a predicted model, not a curated record. The transcript is spliced from 9 exons.